AAACCCACCGGACGGUGCUGAACCAGAUCCUGCGCCAAUCCACCACCCACUUGGCUGACGGCCCCUUCGCCGUCCUGGUGGACUACAUCCGCGUCCUCGACUUCGACGUCAAGCGCAAGUGCGUGGGCUGUAGAGAAGGGGCUUUUCUGGGGGACUCGUACCGCGAGCUGCACCGCAAGUCCCCCGAGGAGAUGAAGAACCGCCUGUACAUCGUGUUUGAGGGCGAAGAGGGCCAGGACGCGGGGGGGCUGCUGCGGGAGUGCUACUUCAAGUUCGUGGGGCGCAUCGUGGCCAAGGCGGUGUACGACAACCGCCUGCUCGAGUGCUACUUCACCCGCUCCUUCUACAAGCACAUCCUGGGCAAGUCGGUCCGGCUACUCCGAGGAGCACAGGGACCCCCCCAGGGACCCCCAGGGUCAUAGGGACCCUCAGGGACCCCUCCAGGGGCACAGGGAUCCUUCCAGGGACACCCGCAGUGA
Mesitornis unicolor (brown roatelo) is the source of this 479-nucleotide messenger RNA. Its product is annotated as E3 ubiquitin-protein ligase HUWE1-like. Gene Ontology annotation, biological process: membrane fusion; positive regulation of protein catabolic process; Golgi organization. Gene Ontology annotation, cellular component: nucleus; Golgi membrane. NCBI's taxonomy places the organism in Eukaryota, Metazoa, Chordata, Aves, Mesitornithiformes, Mesitornithidae. Gene Ontology annotation, molecular function: ubiquitin-protein transferase activity. The record is from RefSeq and is a predicted model, not a curated record. The transcript has 5 exons. The annotation marks the transcript as partial.